Messenger RNA from Penicillium longicatenatum, 255 nucleotides. RefSeq lists its product as uncharacterized. The transcript is spliced from 3 exons. NCBI's taxonomy places the organism in Eukaryota, Fungi, Ascomycota, Eurotiomycetes, Eurotiales, Aspergillaceae. Bases 1 to 255 code for a protein of 84 amino acids. The record is from RefSeq and is a predicted model, not a curated record.
AUGGCGCCUUCGCGAGAACGAGCUACGGUGGUCCUGCAGCUAGUGGCUCACGUCUUGCACGCCAACCCGACCAAUGAUUGGUCUUCCAAUGAGCCUGUCAGCUGGGUUGAAUCAGCUUUCCGCUCCCCGACUUACAUCCGGGGGAGCACAAAUGUGGAGGUCAAGGAUGAUCAUGGCGCCGUUGUGCGCCUCAAGCUCCGGUCGCGGGACCUAGGACCUUGCACUAUGUCCGUGUCGCAACUCCACCCUGAUUAA